Messenger RNA from Drosophila biarmipes, 1743 nucleotides. Its product is annotated as zinc finger protein weckle. The transcript has 3 exons. NCBI's taxonomy places the organism in Eukaryota, Metazoa, Arthropoda, Insecta, Diptera, Drosophilidae. Gene Ontology annotation, molecular function: DNA-binding transcription factor activity, RNA polymerase II-specific; zinc ion binding; RNA polymerase II cis-regulatory region sequence-specific DNA binding. The record is from RefSeq and is a predicted model, not a curated record. Gene Ontology annotation, biological process: regulation of transcription by RNA polymerase II. Gene Ontology annotation, cellular component: nucleus. The coding region runs from base 93 to 1640 and encodes 515 amino acids.
GCCCCGAUAGGUUUGCUAGAAGUAAACAAUCUCAUAUUUUAGGUUGAUAAGUGAUAAGGGCUCAAAAGGGGCAACAGGAAUCCUCUGCCGAGAUGACGGAGGGCAGCCACUGGCUGAACUGGUGUCGCCUGUGCGCCAAGGACGACGCCCGUGGCAAUGUGAAGGUGCAAAUGAGUGGGAGCUCGCAGGGAAACUGGGAUAAUGUCCUUAUAAUGGCAAUCCGCAAGUACUUCGAGGUGCACAUGCGCCUGGAUGACGAGCUGAGCAACGUUCUGUGCACCGAGUGCUACACCCUCAUCAGCGAACUAAUCGAUUUCGCGGAGCAUGUUCAGAAGGUUCAGGCAAUUUUCGAGGUGCUGCGACGCACGGAAUCGGAGCCCGGGAAGUAUCUGAGUGCGGCUGAGCUGCGUCAGCAGUAUGGCCUAUGCGAGGGCGACUGGACGCACAUCAUCAAGCCCAUGCAGGUUCAAGAAAUUGACUCUGGCCAGGACGCCAGCGAAGCCCAUCAGAAACAAGCCAAAGUAUUACCCGAAUCUCCUUUUGCGGAGGAAACGUGCAUAGGAAGCGAAAUAUGUGGAAAGGAAACUACUCCACACCCAAUUCUAGUCCAAAACAGCCUGCCAACUGAGAUAACCAAACAGGAAUUCAUUGACAUCGGUCCCAUUCUGUUAGACAAGAGCACGAAUCAACUGGACAUGGACGACGUGCUAGUUGCCAUUCCUGAAGAGGAGCUUUCCGAAUCACGCGGGGAAAGCACAGCGUCUCCAAUAUCCCAGGAGCAGGAUGUCAAGCCAGAAAUGGUGGACAGCUUUGAGGAAUUCCUUGCCGACGGAAGCCAGCAAAUGAAUCUCUCCACUUUGACAUCCGCGCCAGAUGCCCCAGACUCCAGUGCUGAAGAAAAGGCCAAACGUGGUCGCAUGAAUUGCGAGAGAUGUGGCAAGGCAUACAGGAAUCGCGCCUCCUACGAGAAGCAUUUGGAACGUGCGUGUCGCAGGAUCGAGCGGCGGGUGAAAGUGGAGAAGACAACAACCACCUGUGAUAUCUGCGACAAGACCCUGUCCUCCGCCACCGCCCUAAAGCACCACAUAGAGGGUAUACACCAGAAUGUUAAGCCAUAUAUAUGCGAUGGUUGCGGCAAACAAUUGAAGACCAUUACAGCCCUAAAUGAGCACAAGGUAGUGCACACGGACAAUCGCCCCUUCGAGUGCACCGUUUGCAAGGCGUGCUUCAAGAACCGGGCUCGCCUGAAGGCGCACUACCAAAUCCAUGCCGAGCCCAAUUUUGUUUGCAACAUUUGCGGCAAGAAGUUGCAAACGCGGCGCACCUGGAACAUGCACAAGCUGGUGCACAGCGAGGAGCGGCGCCUGAAAUGCGAUGUCUGCGGGGCGCUCUUCAAGCGCUCGAAGACCCUCAAGACCCACCUGCUCAGCCACACGGGACUGCGACCUUACAUAUGCGACUACUGCGGCAAGUCCUUCGCCUGCAACGCCAACUGCCGCUCGCACAAGCUCAAAAAGCAUCCGCAGGAAGUUCAGCAAGAGGAUGGCGCCAAGAUCUCCUCGCGCUUGAAUGUUCCCACGCUAGAAGAGCUUCGUGUUAUGACCCAAAAACUACCGAAAGGAACCGACCAAGAUGGUUAACUUUAAGAAACAAAAAACAAAUUGUUUAUGUUUACAUUAACCGAAUCUUAUUAUAAGAUCAAAACAAUAAUUUAUAAUAAGGAUCAUAAACAAACUAAAGGAA